Molecule: messenger RNA, 192 nt
Organism: Thlaspi arvense
Lineage: Eukaryota; Viridiplantae; Streptophyta; Magnoliopsida; Brassicales; Brassicaceae
Source: the annotation of a GenBank genome assembly
AUGGCAUUGGAUCCAGAUUAUGCAAUCACUCUUUUCUGGGAUGCAGAAAACACGACUGUUGAUCCUAAAAAGAUGGAAAGAUUGUUACCCAACAUUGAAGGCUCCCUUAAAAGGGCAGACCCGAGGUACCAUAUCACUGAACUGAAGUUUGUAGUCUGUAACAAGGGUCAUGAUUUUGUCAAGAUGAAAUGA